Puccinia graminis f. sp. tritici CRL 75-36-700-3 is the source of this 2704-nucleotide messenger RNA. RefSeq lists its product as uncharacterized. The transcript is spliced from 11 exons. Bases 326 to 2704 code for a protein of 792 amino acids. Gene Ontology annotation, biological process: transport. The record is from RefSeq and is a predicted model, not a curated record. Gene Ontology annotation, molecular function: transporter activity. NCBI's taxonomy places the organism in Eukaryota, Fungi, Basidiomycota, Pucciniomycetes, Pucciniales, Pucciniaceae.
CAAGUCUUAUGGAAGUUGGAUCUGGUCAUGGUUGGAGGAUGGUCUCUUUCUGUCUCUGCGGAGUCUGAUCCAAGCUUCACUUCAAACGUGGCGGUGCUUGAAUAAUUCACAGCAAGUGAUCAGAAAACUAGAAAUCAAACUCCCACGGGGUUUUCAGUCAACAGAAACACUCCUCACAGCCAGCACAUCGAUCGACCCAGCCAACAACCACCCCCCCCAAAUAUAUCCGGGCAUCCUCUCGUCCGAUUCCGACUCCCGAGUUUCGUUCAAACCCACGUACUCAGACGGAGAUCGAAACCAAAAACACUCCAAUCCAGCAUCCCCGAUGGUCUUCGAUGGACCCAACCUGCAUGCUGAUUCAUGGACGAGGAUGGCCGAUGAUCAACCGGAUAACAAUAAUGGCAGGAAUGGGAACGGCGGCUCGGGAUCGGAACUGCCGCCGAACAUCUUAUGGUCUGCUAGUCUGUCCGCCGGAUUGGCUACCCUCUUGUCAUUUUGGUGUAUCGUACAACAGUUGAGGAAUUAUCGGAAACCUAUUCUUCAAAGAUUUGUCGUUAGGAUCUUGUUCAUGGUGCCCAUCUAUUCAAUAUCGACCCUAAUCUCGCUGUAUUCACUGGAUGCGGCAUUCUUUAUCGAUUUAAUUCGCGAUAUUUACGAGGCAUUUGUUAUCUACUGUUUCUUCGGUCUCUUGGUUGAAUAUUUGGGCGGUGAAAGAAGCUUGUUGAUUCUGAUACAUGGACGCGAACCGACUCCCCAUCCUUGGCCUUUCUCAAAACUCCUCUCUCCAAUCGACAUCUCAGAUCCGUACACAUUUCUCAACAUCAAACGCGGCAUCUUUCAAUAUGUCCAGGUCAAACCGAUCCUCGUGAUCGUGACAGUGAUCUUUAAAGCCACAAAGACUUAUAAUGACGGCGACUUGAAAUUCACAAACGGGUACACCUAUGUUAGCUUGGCUUACAAUUUCAGUGUUUCUCUAUGUUUAUACUGUCUUGCAGUCUUUUGGAUGUGUACCGGGGCCGACUUGAAGCCGUUCCGGCCGAUGCCGAAAUUCCUUUGCAUCAAGGGAGUGAUUUUUUUCAGCUUUUGGCAAGGCUUUGGAAUUUCAAUCUUAGUAGCUCUCGGCCUACUCAAAUCAGCUCGAUAUCCCACUGAAACGCUUUCUUUGGCCAUACAAGAUACCUUGAUCUGCUUCGAAAUGCCCCUCUUCUCAAUCCUUCACCUCUACGCGUUCUCACAUAAAGACUUUAUCGAACCCAAUGUAGCCUAUUGUGGACGACUACCCUUCAUCCAUGCGUUUCGAGAUAGCAUAUUGGGAUUCAAAGACGUACUAGAAGAUACAGUGAUGACGUUACGCGGCACCGGGUUUUCCUACAAAACCUUCGAGCCCGCCGAGGGUGCUCUUCAUCAUCACGGUAUCGUGCGCGAACGACGGGUCCGUGCUGGACUUCGCUACAGCGCUGGUGGUAAGAAAAAGUAUUGGUUGCCGAUGGCGGGAGAGAAUGAAGGCUCGGCUUAUGGCCGGAAGUCGACGACUGAUCAAGUCCCGGAAGCGCGGGACACUCGGUGGGCGAAGUUCGUUAACAAAAUGACACCUGGGAAAGACACCCUGGAUAGCAAGUCGGGAUACGCGCCCCUUUUACCCGAACAAGCACUCGUCAGUGCCGAACGUCGUCCCUUAAAUGAUCACUUGAUGGGGAACGUGGGUCGCUGGGAUCUUGAGGGCUUUGGAUAUGGUACCAACGAGAACGAGUCUGACGAGGGAUCUGACCUUGAUGAAGUUGCCUUUGGUGAACCUCGAGCGGAGGAGGAAUUACUUUAUCGUGAUGCACGUAGAUUGGCUUAUGGUGAUUACAACAAUCCAGUGGUCGAUGCCUCGGCGGAAGAGGCCAGUCGGCUAAUGCGUGCCAGGGAAGAUGGAAUGCUAGCUAGCCAUCCUGCGGCACCGGCAAGCAAGAAAGGCAAAGCUCGACAGAAAGGAUCCAGUGUGCCAGCUGGGACGGGCAGGAGGACGAGUUUAUUGCAUAACGAUGAACUCGACGAGGGCCAACUCAGCCCGGUUGAAGGGCGUAGUAGACGUCUGUCGAGUCUGCUUCGAUCACCGCCAUCCAAACUGAAAUCGAAGUCCAAGCCAAAUUCGCAUUCAUCUUCUUUACCGGAGGGGUGUGUAGACUUGUUCAUCGAGGAUCGUGGGGCGAUGGAAGAGCGGACCCGACGAAAUCGGUUGAAGGGGGAAGCCAAUCGGUUCACGGGAGUCUCGCCGGAGAAGGUGUUCAAAGUGCUCCAUCCGGACCUGACCUCGAUCGAUGAACAUACCAGAGUGUCGAUCGAUGGCUCGAAUCAUAAGAUGCUCCCGACCUCGGAUCACAAUCACGACGGCUCCAGAGUCGACUUCUCUAUCGAUAUUGACCCUCAAAACCCCUCCUCCAUUCACGACUCUGGGAACUCGCCUGAGGUCAAGAUGGUCGUUAACUUGGAAGACAAUCUGCAGGCUGUUCAGGUCGAUCAGAAGGACUCCGCGUCUAACAGUCCCCCUAGUCCUACAACCUCUCACCACCAUCCCCAUCAUAACCAUGAUCAUCAGCUUCAGACGCUAACUACUGAUGGGGAUCACGAGUCUACAACCAGUCUGGAAACUCACUUCAAAUCUCGCAAACUUCCUAGUUUGAGUAGCAGUAUUAAUCAAAACCCGUGGGAUCAUGAUUAG